Colletotrichum graminicola M1.001 is the source of this 420-nucleotide messenger RNA. RefSeq lists its product as uncharacterized. The coding region runs from base 1 to 420 and encodes 139 amino acids. The transcript has a single exon. The record is from RefSeq and is a predicted model, not a curated record. Lineage: Eukaryota; Fungi; Ascomycota; Sordariomycetes; Glomerellales; Glomerellaceae.
AUGUCCCACAAACCGUAUACCCCGCCCUCGCCGCCGACCCGCGUCGAUAUCCCCCCCGUCCAGCCGUCCUCCGCGGCGGCUACGUCGCCGUCGUCGUCUUUGUCGUCCACCCGCUCGCUCGGCUCGCUGCCCUUCCCGGCUGGUGCGGCGGCGUGGCUGAUGGCCGUGUUCAGCGACCACGCCCACAUCGUCCCGCCAUCGUGCUCCUCGGCGAGCCUGCGAUGCUCCCCGAAGCUCAGGGUCCCAGAGCACGGCAAAGGCGGGCGGAAACCAGUCCCGCGCGAGGAAGCCCGCCCUCCACGUACCCUGAGGCUGGCUGAGGCGAAUAGCUCCGGCGAGGGCCCGGCGAGGUGGACCGUCGGGGCCGGGCUGGCGGUCUGCGAGGUAGCGCGUGGCCAGCGGAAUUUUAUACUCAAAUGA